UCAAUUUUUAGUUUUCGAAAGUCGUGAGCAUUUUAUUGAUAACAUAUAAAUUGUUGUCAUCGUUAUCAUUCAUCGUUUAUUGAGUGUAUUUCUUUAUUUCAUUUUUCUGUUUGCGCUAAAAUUUUUAAAUAAUUGUAGAAAAAUACAAAAAUUAAGAAAUGAUUUAUUUCUGCAUAUUACUUUACGCAUUUUUUGCACCUCUGUCAAACACUUUAGAGGAACAAUUUGACUUUAUAUCCCCUUAUUUUAAAAUUGAGAAUGAACAGUGCAAAAAGGCAGGAAAUUUGACAUUUUUUUCACUUACUGAUAAGGAAUGUAUUUUCAUCUGCAAACUUGAAAAUAAGAUAUUAAGUGACGACGAUGAUUAUGAUUACUAUCAUGACAUUCAAGUAGUGGCUGAAGAUGGAUAUCAGUGCAAGAAUAAUGGAUACUGUCAAGAUGGAGAAUGUGUCAAUCAGACAAUUUUUCAUGGCAUAACCAAAUUUGAUAAUUUGACGACCACUACAGCUGUGGUGUAAAUAUGUCAUUAAACUUUUAAGUAAAUUAAUAAAUGUAAUUUAAAAAAACUGAAAGAAAAGUGUCUGAUUUUUUGCUAACACAGCUUUUUACAGAUUAAAAAAAUUAAACGAUUAAAAAACCAUAAAAAUAAAAACUAAUAAGAAAGUUUAUUAAUUCUCUAAUAAGUAAAAAGUUAAAAUUAAUUUACUACUCUUUGAGCACUGUAACGUGGGAUGUCUUUAGAAUGUCACCAAAUAAACAUUAAAUAAAACAUUGAAAUUAUAAAAACUUAUUUAUCUAAUAUACCAAAUGAGUUUAGAUUGCUUUUUAUAUGAUUACCAGAAAAAAAUAGAACAAAACCUUGAAAUUAUAGACAAUUAUUUAUUUAAUAUACAUAGUGAGUUUGAUUUCUUUAUUUUAAGUGUUCUUGAAAAUAUUCAAUAUUAAAAUUUCUAUUCUAUUAAAAUAAGGUGUUGCAGACUCAAGUGGUAAAUAAUUUUAUUUAAAUAUAUUCAUACGUAAAAAUAAUAUUAAUAAAAGUAGUCUACUUAAGAUGAGGUCAAAAGAGUUGCUGUGUUCAUUUAAAAUGAUGCAAUAUCAAUCGAAUUUAUUACAAAUCAUUUAAUGAUUCGUGUUAUUUAACUACAAGUAAGAAUUAGCAUUAGAUUAGACAAAUGAUAAACAUAAGGAGUUCAUAUAUAUAUAUAUAUAUAUAUAUAUAUAUAUAUAUAUAUAUAUUGCAGCCUUAAUAUACUAGCGUUCAAAUUUGAGAAAUUUAGGGACAAGUCUUCUUUCAGCUGAAGGGUAGGUUUUACAAAAUUAAAUUUCUUUUUACUUCGUUAUAAAAUAAAUUAUUUAGUAAGUGCUACUUCCACAAUAAGCAAAAUCCUUAAUUUAUUUUCUAAUUUUCUCAAUGAAUUCCUAAACAAUUACAGCAACUAAAAAUGAAAUACAUCUGUAUAUUGCUGUGCACUCUCUUUGUGCAACUUUCAUAUUCAAUAGAGAUCCAUCAACACUGGAUUCAUAAUGAUAUUCAGGAACAGCUCAAAACAUCUGAUUAUAAAUUGAUUUCGGUUGAACAUUUAAUUAAAAAAAGAAGUAUUAAUGAAUUGUCAAUCAAGGUAAAACUUAAUGGCAAAGACAAAGAAUUUGUUUUGCAAUCCGCAAAAGGCUAUUUUGCUGGUAAAGAUACAAGAGUUUGGGAAGCUGAAAAAAUUGGAGAUAACUUUAAGUACACACUAAAAGAAGGGAUUAUGGAAAAAGUAAAUAUAACAUUCUACCAGGAUGAAAAAACAAAGUCUGUAGUAUCACAUACAGUGAAUAAAAGAGGAAUUUCUGAAUUUAAUGGUAUUAUUAAUUCUAACGUAAUAAUACACCCAAUUAGUAAUCUUAUACGUAGACGCCGUGACGCUAAACCAUAUUCCGAGUAUAAGAACGACAUUGACAACUAUCACGUAAUUUUUAACCGAGACUUUGACUCUUUCUUUGAUAAUUAUAUUAAUAAACAAAAGUUCAAUGACUUUGCUCAUAUCUUUAAUAAUUAUUAUGAUAAUAAGAAAGAGUCCAAUAAGAUACCAGAAAACUUACAUUCAGAAGCACCGGACAUAGUGUAUCCAGAAAUUUUAGUAUUUGUAGAUACGACACUUUAUGAACGUUUCCAAAUGGACAUUGAAAAAACUGUUGCUUAUAUUUUAACUCUUUUUAAUGGAGCUGAUCUAAAUUAUAGAGACAUGAAAAAACCUUUAGUUCGUUUGAACAUUGCUGGAAUUGUUCUGUGUCGGUCAUGAGCAUCUGAAGAUUUAUAAUAUUCUGUGGACAUCAUACAGAUUUCCAAAUAGUAAUAAAAGUUUGAAUAAUCGUAGGACAUCCGUUGAAUAUAUUUAAAUAUCCAUUGUUGAAAGAGAAAGAUUAUUUUAUUACACUCUUCUAAAUUACGCAUUUUUCACAUUUUAAGAAUCAAACUGUACCAAACGAACCGUUUAAUAUUAA
Molecule: messenger RNA, 2487 nt
Organism: Leptopilina heterotoma
Lineage: Eukaryota; Metazoa; Arthropoda; Insecta; Hymenoptera; Figitidae
Exons: 9
Coding region: 1443-2285 (280 amino acids)
Molecular function (GO): metallopeptidase activity
Source: RefSeq, a predicted model, not a curated record